AUGGCGUCGCAAAACACACAUUCCUUUACUGCUAGUGGUUUUGGCGGAAUUGAAGAAACCCUUCAGCGUGAACUUGAUACAGUUCAAGCAAUUUAUUUUCCGCCACAGUUAGAUGGUUACUCUUCAAGUGAUUCUGAUGGCGAAAGUUCUGAUGACGACAGAAACGACGAUAGUGAUACGCUUUUCGAGAAGCCAACAAUAUUAACCAAUAACAGCCACGAAAGUCUUCACCAGAAUCCUGACACUAACGACAGUGUAAGUGAAGAUAGUGACAAGUGGGUUCGCACGUUUCUAACUGCUUCCUGUCAGUGUAGUCUUGGUCCAAAUGAACGAGCAUGUUCCACUUUGUUUACCGAAGCUACGGUGAGUGAGAUGAGGUCUCAAUGCUUAGAGCUAACGUCAGAUCAACUGGAUCUGCUUAUCAUUGGCAGACUCGAUGGGCAUACAAAAGAAAGGCAUGGUAUGAAACGAUCUCGUUCUCAAUUCUUUGUUCGUGGUCAUCAAGUUUGCAGAAAGAUGUUUUUGUUCCUUCACUGCAUAUCUAAAAAAAGACUCGAGAAUCUGAAAGCUCACUUAAGAAGUAAUGGUCUAAGUCCCCGAGUCCACGGCAACGAAAAAGGCACUCCACAUAACAGAACUCCUUACGUAUCCUUGCAACAUGUUGUAAGCUUCAUUGAAAAUUACGCUGAACGAGAAGGCCUUUCCUUGCCAGGCAGAGUUCCAGGCUACAAGACUUUCCGUCGCGUAAAGCUUCUGCCUACUGCCACCACCAAAGCAGAGCUGUGGAGGUGCUAUAAACAUGCAGCAGAGAUUGGGGGGUACACAGUUGUGGGAUACACAAAAUUUGUUAAAACUUGGAACGAAUUCCUUCCCUUCAUUAAAAUAAUGCAGCCGUCAACAGAUCUUUGUCACACCUGCCAGAAAAAUACAGAAAAAAUUUCAGGACGUGCCGGCGCUUCAGAAGAAGACAAAAUUGAAGCUGUUGAAGCCCACCAGAAUCAUCUCAGAAAAGCCAAACGCGAACGAGAAAUAUACAAUUCUGCCGUUGAUGCUAGUAAACAUUUUCUGAAGGGUCACCCAAACAUCACACUUCUUUCACCUAGUCGCCCCUGUUCUUUGCAAGGGACUGUGCACUAUUCUUACGAUUAUGCCCAGCAAGUGCACUAUCCUAGCAAUCCUCAACAACCAGGUCCCAUUUACUUUAAAACGGCAAGAAAAUGCGGUAUAUUCGGCAUAUGCUGCGAAGCUAUACCGCGUCAAAUUAAUUAUUUUAUUGAUGAGUCAGUUGCAACUGGAAAAGGUGCAAACGCGACAAUCAGUUACGUGCACGAUUUUCUUGAAAACCAUGGAGCUGGUGAAACAGAUGUUCACUUCCAUGCGGACAACUGUGGCGGCCAGAACAAAAACAACUAUGUUCUCUGGUACUGGUGCUGGCGUUGCAUCCAUGGUCAGCAUGAG
This is a messenger RNA of Porites evermanni, 1458 nucleotides long. NCBI's taxonomy places the organism in Eukaryota, Metazoa, Cnidaria, Anthozoa, Scleractinia, Poritidae. The record is from the annotation of a GenBank genome assembly.